Annulohypoxylon truncatum is the source of this 1244-nucleotide messenger RNA. RefSeq lists its product as uncharacterized. Bases 1 to 795 code for a protein of 264 amino acids. The transcript has 3 exons. Lineage: Eukaryota; Fungi; Ascomycota; Sordariomycetes; Xylariales; Hypoxylaceae. The record is from RefSeq and is a predicted model, not a curated record.
AUGGUUGAACGACCGCCCUCCGCCACCACUUCCCGGGCUUCUAUGACUGGUAGACGAGAUUUCGGUAUGAAGUUCAUAGCUCCGAUUGAUGACUUCCCUCAACAACAGCAACAUCAGCAACAACAAAACAUGGGACAUUCGGAGAACGGGGCGCAUCCCGAGAACGUGGGAAACGCCGAGAAUGUGUACUACGUACAGAUGCCGGAGCCAGCGCUGGAGCCGGAAAUAGUGCCCCGGGAACCAAUAGCGACGACGUACGAACCUCCUACGUAUUGGGACCGAUAUAUGGAAGCUGGAGGUCUGAAGCACGGGGAUGAUGAGGACGACAAAGACGAAGGAUGUCACCCCUUCUGGAUGGGUUGGGUAGACAUAUUUAAAGGAAUGGGACUCAUUCUUAUCGGUUGUCUUAAAAUCCCUUUUGUGUUCGGGCACGGCGUGGCGAAGACGUUCCAUUACAUACCGACACUAUAUCACGACGAUACUGUUCGGAAAUGGCCCAGGAUCACCGGUUUUCCAUCAGCAUGCGCCGCGAGUUUUAUGGUCGCAUGGUUUGGUAUUCUCGAUGGUAUGACCGACUGGUUUGUGUUGCCUUAUAAGUGCGCCAGGAAGGAUGGUUUCGUAGGAUUCUUCAAGGGGUUCGCUAGGGGAAUGGGCAGUAUUCUAUUCAAAAUACCUGCAGGUAUUUUUGGGUUUGUUACUCACCCUUUUUUUGGUAUAUACAAAGAGGUGGCGAAAUUCAAACUGGACAUCAAACGUGAGCGGAAGCCUCGCAAAGAUGUGGCGUCGCUUAUAUGAUGUUAGGACCGACUUAGCCUAACCGUCGACACUACCGUCGACACUAACCAACUGUGUCUUUUGAGAAUGACACCGGUUGUUGCCGAGCGAAAUAACCUGAUGGGAGGAGGAUGAAUUGUUAUGAGCGAGGGUGUCGGGGUUGUGAAUGGAUAGGCGUUUUCCUUGGUGUUGGGCCUGCGAAUUUUCAUCGGGCAUCCUUGGUGGCAUCUGAGGCCAGACUUUCCAUCUUUCCUUGCUAAACACCAUGUCGGCUCAUAAUGCUAGAUCGACGAAUGAGUUGUCUAGCUAUAGUGGCAUCAUUCCUGCGCCGCAUGCAUGACUGAAGUAUUUGGAUUAUAGUGUAGCAUUCGAUCAUGAUUGAGAUACCCUAAAAGACUUUCCUUCAACUUAUCUAUAAUGCGGCUUCAUUGUAUACGGUUAGUUUCGUGCAAGAUAGAAAUAGUGACGGG